Messenger RNA from Coffea arabica (coffee), 1662 nucleotides. RefSeq names its product histone-lysine N-methyltransferase SUVR3. Lineage: Eukaryota; Viridiplantae; Streptophyta; Magnoliopsida; Gentianales; Rubiaceae. The record is from RefSeq and is a predicted model, not a curated record. Gene Ontology annotation, molecular function: histone methyltransferase activity; zinc ion binding; protein binding. Gene Ontology annotation, cellular component: nucleus.
UUUCCCAAAUUCCGAGUCCGUUCUGCUGCUUUGAACCCAACGGCCAUAUUUUUACCGGAAAAAGAAGUUCUGUUAUCUUCCCUGUUUUUCAAUGAACAACAACAAUAAACGGGAGAAAACAACCAUCAACCAAAACGACAGCGCAUUAAUCCAGUGCGCCGAGCUCAUACUUCCUUAUCUCCACCCGGUCGAUCUCGCCUCCACGUCAUCAACCUGCAAAACCCUGAACAAGAUCUCCAAUUCCAUCACUCUCAGAAGAUCCUCCGACGCUUCUCGAAGCUUGGAGAAGUUUCCGAUCCCAUUCAUCAAUUCAAUCGACAAUCAGAGCUACUCAUACUUUAUCUACACCGGGAAUCAGAUUCUCUCCGCCGCCGUUCAGCCGCGGCAGCCAUGGGAUUAUGACCCAGAUACCAGACCGGACUUGAUUAAUCCGGGUCAUUGCUACGACCCGUUUCUUUUCCGGGUCGAAGGUGCGAAGGGGUGUGAGUGCGAGAGGGGAUGUGAUAGGAGCUCCCGGUGUCCGUGUUUGGAUAAUGUGGAAUUCGGUGCUUGGGAAUGCGGGCCGGGUUGUCAGUGUGGGUCGGACUGUGGGAACCGGGUUAGUCAGAGUGGGAUAUUGGUCAAGCUGAAGAUUGUGAAAGAUAGGAGAACAGGUUGGGGUUUAUAUGCUGGUGAAUUUAUUCCCAAAGGGCAGUUCAUCUGUGAAUAUGCAGGAGAACUAUUGGUAACUAAAGAAGCACAAUCAAGGCAGCAAAUAUAUGAUCAACUUGCAUCAAGUGGCCAGCUGUCUCCUGCUCUUCUGGUCGUGAAGGAACAUCUUCCGUCUAGAGAUGUGUGUAUGAGGAUAAAUGUUGAUGCCACUAGAGUUGGAAACGUAGCUAGGUUCAUCAAUCAUUCUUGUGAUGGUGGGAACCUUGAUACAAUAAUAUUGCGAAGCUCUGGAUCUGUACUUCCUCGCAUAUGCUUUUUUUCUUCCAGAGAUGUACAAAACAAUGAAGAGCUUAAAUUUAGUUAUGGGGAUAUCAGGCUUAAGAAGCAAGGACUGCCUUGUUUCUGUGGUAGCUCUUGUUGCUUUGGUGUCCUGCCUUCAGAAAAUACAUGACUUGGGACAGUGUUCAAAGGCACAAAAAGAGAGAGCGCCAGAAUGCUCAGUUGAGACUGGAGUGUGAAGAAGAAAAUCAAGAGAAGAAAUGGCAGAGAGCAAGGAAAUAGAUGUAAACUUGUUGCUAGGGGUGGGCACGGGUCGGGUACCGGCCCCGAAUGACAAUUGGCUGACCCGACCCUAAUAUAUCGGGUCGCUAUUUUUUUGACCCUAAUCCGCUCCGAUCGUUCUCGGGUACCCGAUCUUCGGAUACCCGAAAAAAUAGGGGCGGGUCAUAGGGUACCCGCCCCUAUUUAAAGAAUGCAAAAUCUUGUAUAUGAAGAAUAGGGGCUCAGUGCAUCAAGAAUAAUAAAUUUUGGUAAAAAAGAAAUGGAAAACUGACGCAAGUGAUGGAAGAUUGGCAUUCAUCGUCAGAAUUCAAAAGCUUUAUCCUUGAACAUUAACCACACUAGAAGAUUGUGGCUUUUUCAGUCUCCAUCUGCAGGCCAAACUUGCACAUGUAACCCAACCAAUUAUUACCAAUGGUCUAUUGUAUUGAGGUAUAAACGGUUCGAAACUCU